AGAAAACAAUGAUACCGUCGUCGUUCCCGCCUGAUAAAUAAUUACUCUCAAGGGCAAAUAUGUAGUUUUGUUCGAUAACAGAUUGGCAAAUGAAGAAAAGUUCCAUGUCCACCACCCAUGGAUUUUUUUAAUAAUUAAAUUAUUUUUUUCCUCUGGCAGAUUGGGUUCUUGCUUUCCCUCUCGGUCUCCUCUUUUCGUAUCGAUCCUACAAAAAUUUGCCAUUUUGAAUUUUCUUUUCUCUGUAAAUUGAUAUAUCUCCCAAAAUUUUCCCAAGAGAAAAAAUUAUUUGAAUUUGAUCGGAAAAAGUUGAAAUGGCAAACCAAGGUGGUGGUCCUUCGAGAAAAAGUCUCUCGUUCUCUGGUAAUUCAUUUCAAGGGAGGAAGAAAGGUCCUGACAACGAAGGUGGUGGUGGUGGUUCUGACCUCCUCCCUCGGAGAUCUCUCACAUCUUCUCGUUCUUCCAUAAGUUUGAGUGGGGAAAGGAGUGGAGAGAGAACUGUAAAGAGACUAAGGUUGUCUAAGGCCCUUACCGUACCCGAUAGCACAACUUUAUAUGAAGCUUGCCGAAGGAUGGCUGCACGUCGCGUUGAUGCCUUAUUGCUGACUGAUUCUAAUGCAUUGCUUUGUGGGAUCCUUACUGACAGGGACAUAGCAACAAAAGUAAUUGCUAAACAACUCAACCUUGAAGAAACACCUGUGUCUAAAGUUAUGACCAAGAACCCUGUUUUUGUUUUGUCUGACACUAUUGCUGUGGAAGCUCUUCAAAAGAUGGUGCAAGGCAAAUUUAGACAUUUGCCGGUUGUAGAGAAUGGAGAAGUUAUUGCACUUCUCGAUAUUGCAAAGUGUUUGUAUGAUGCAAUUGCUCGCAUGGAAAGAUCUGUUGAGAAGGGUAAGGCCAUUGCUGCAGCUGUUGAAGGCGUUGAAAAGAACUGGGGUACAUCUAUCGCUGGACCAAAUACUUUUAUGGAGACACUUAGAGAACGAAUAUUCAAGCCUUCACUUUCAACUAUAAUUCCAGAGAAUACAAAAGUUUUAAAAGUUGGAUUGGAUGAGACGGUGUUAGGAGUAACCAUGAAGAUGGUUGAAUAUCAGUCAAGUGCAGCCAUGGUGAUGGUUGAAAACAAAUUAGUAGGGAUUCUGACUUCAAAGGACAUUUUGAUGCGGGUGAUAGCCCAAAACCUUCCUCAAGAGACAACUACCGUGGAGAAGGUUAUGACUCAGAAUCCAGAAUCUGCAACUGUUGAUAUGGCUAUUGUUGAUGCCUUGCAUAUCAUGCAUAAUGGAAAAUUUCUGCAUCUUCCUGUUUUAGAUAAAGAUGGAGAUGUUGUCGCUGUGAUUGAUGUGAUCCACAUAACUAAUGCUGCCGUUACUACGGCUGGGAGUACGGCUGGAAUAAAUAAUGAGACAGCAAACUCAAUGAUGCAAAAGUUUUGGGAUUCUGCUAUGGCUUUGUCUCCUAACGAAGAUGGAGAUGAAACUAGGAGUGAGGAAGAGUCGUUGAAAUUAUCUUCGGAGAUAGAAGGGACAAAAUCAUUCUCAUAUCCUAAUACAUUUGCUUUCAAACUCCAAGAUAAAAAGGGACGAAUGCAUAGAUUUAUGUGUGAAACACAGAGCUUGACAACUCUGAUAACAGCAAUCCUACAAAGGAUGGGGGAUGACAUUGAGCCUGAUAACUUGCCUCAGAUAAUGUACGAAGAUGAAGACAAUGACAAAGUCGUUUUAGCAUCAGAUAAUGAUCUUGGAGCUGCUGUAGAACACGCAAAAUCAAUAGGCUGGAAGGGUUUGAAAUUGCAUCUGGACCACACAGAAGAGAGAGGGCACAUGAGAGGUUUAAGCGCAGUGGAUAUGGACUACGACCAGUCAAACUCAUGGGCAGCCGCUUACAAGACGGUGGCAGCCGGGGCUGCUCUUGCUGCUGGACUUGGAGUUUUGGUGUACCUUAAACGCCACUCAAACUAACAGAUUCUUUUUUGGGAGGUACAAAGUUGAAUGCUUUUGCAAACCAAUUUUUCAAACCAAAGCUUGCGAAGUAGACCUCUUCAUUAAUUCGUGUUUGUUGUUUUGAACUUGUUGCUCAUCUUGAUUCUUAUUUGUUUUUCGACCUUACACAUGAAUUGUAUAUAAAUAAGUGAACAUUUAUUUGUAUUGACGGUGAUUUUUUUUUUUUUUAAGGUUGAUUUGGUAAAUGUUUGGACAUUUCAAAAGUUUAUAUUUUCUUCAUAAGUUUGAUAUGUAAGAGCAUUUGGUCAAGAGAGAACAACACCGACGUUUCUCUUAUUUAUG
Camelina sativa (false flax) is the source of this 2282-nucleotide messenger RNA. RefSeq names its product CBS domain-containing protein CBSCBSPB5. The record is from RefSeq and is a predicted model, not a curated record. Lineage: Eukaryota; Viridiplantae; Streptophyta; Magnoliopsida; Brassicales; Brassicaceae. Gene Ontology annotation, molecular function: protein binding.